Messenger RNA from Penicilliopsis zonata CBS 506.65, 543 nucleotides. RefSeq lists its product as hypothetical. Gene Ontology annotation, biological process: mitochondrial electron transport, succinate to ubiquinone; tricarboxylic acid cycle. The record is from RefSeq and is a predicted model, not a curated record. Gene Ontology annotation, molecular function: succinate dehydrogenase activity; electron transfer activity. Lineage: Eukaryota; Fungi; Ascomycota; Eurotiomycetes; Eurotiales; Aspergillaceae. Gene Ontology annotation, cellular component: membrane. The transcript has 3 exons. The coding region runs from base 1 to 543 and encodes 180 amino acids.
AUGGCCUCGAGAAGGACAACUGUCCUGCAGAAACGGUCCCUAGACUCCCUACUGGCCAUCAGGCCAUACCAGCAACUAAGAUGGAAUAAAACUGCUACAGCAGUGACUACCGAACCACACACCCUCCAACAAGCCCAAGACCGUCUCGCCCGCCAACGUCUGCGUCGCCCCGUCUCCCCCCAUCUCCAAAUCUACAAAUGGCAGGUUCACUCCGUCUCCUCCGCGAUGGAACGCAACACGGGCCUCCUCUUCUCGGGCAGCCUGUACCUCUUCGGCAUGUCGUACCUCGUCAGCCCGAUGCUGGGGUGGGAUCUGUCGGCGGCCAGUCUGGUGACGGCCGUCGCGGCGUGGCCUGUCGCCGUGAAACUGGGCGUCAAGUUCGCCCUCGCCUGGCCGUUCACCUUCCACGUCAUCAAUGGCAUGCGGUACCUCGCCGUCUCGGGGGCAAAAACUAUCGAUAACAAGGCCAUGUUCGUCCGGAUUGCGUGGGGGGUUGUCGCUACGAGUUUCGUCAGUGCGGUCGGGCUGGUGGCUUAUUUUUAA